This is a messenger RNA of Capsicum annuum, 2264 nucleotides long. RefSeq names its product phosphoinositide phospholipase C 6. The record is from RefSeq and is a predicted model, not a curated record. Gene Ontology annotation, molecular function: phosphatidylinositol-4,5-bisphosphate phospholipase C activity. The transcript has 9 exons. Gene Ontology annotation, biological process: phosphatidylinositol-mediated signaling; lipid metabolic process. Bases 285 to 2060 code for a protein of 591 amino acids. NCBI's taxonomy places the organism in Eukaryota, Viridiplantae, Streptophyta, Magnoliopsida, Solanales, Solanaceae.
GGAAUUAUUCUACGUUAACGGUAGGAAGGGAAGGUGACAAAAUAAAUACAUCAAGAUGUAGAAUCAUAAAAUAAUUGACACAUUUCAAUAUUUAAUUUAAACUUGAUAUGACUUCUUCAACAAUAAAUUCCAUCACUUUUAUACUCUCACCAAAUUGUUUUACAUCUUCCAUUGUUUCAUUCAACCAACAACUUCUCAGUCUUUUUUUUAUCUAUUUAAACUAAUCCAACUCUCUCUCUCUUUGGAAAAAAACUCAAGAUCAAAAGGUCAUUCUGAUUUGAGAAAUGGGAAGUAGUUAUAAUUAUUACAGAAUGUUUGGGUGUUUCAAUCGGAAAUUCAAGAUUAGGGAGAUGGAACCACCACCGGAUGUGAGGGAUGCGUUUUGUAGGUACACCAGAAGAGGCACUCAGAUGAAUGCUGAUCAACUUCUUCGAUAUCUGGUGGAGGUACAAGGAGAGGAAGGAUGCACCAUUAAAGAUGCAGAGCAAAUCAUACAGCAAGUUGCUAGUCGGCGACACCAUCUCAUCAGGCGCCUUAACCAUUCGCUUGAACUCGAUGAUUUCCUUUAUUUUCUCUUCCAGGAUGAUCUCAAUGGACCCAUCAAAUCUCAGGUACACCAUGACAUGACUGCUCCAUUGCAACAUUAUUUCAUCUAUACAGGUCACAAUUCCUAUCUAACUGGAAACCAACUGAGCAGCGACUGUAGUGAAAUCCCUAUCGUUAAGGCUCUAGAAAGAGGUGUCCGGGGAAUAGAACUGGACUUAUGGCCAAGCUCAGGGAAAGAUAAUAUUCAUGUUCUUCAUGGAAGGACCCUGACCACACCGGUGCCACUUCUCAAAUGCUUAAAGGCCAUUAGAGACCACGCUUUUGUUAAGUCGCCUUAUCCUGUCAUAAUCACGUUGGAAGACCACUUGACACCAGAUCUUCAAGCUAAAGUUGCAGAGAUGGUUAUCCAAAUCUUCGGAGAAAUGCUAUAUUAUCCUCAAUCCGAAUGCUUAGAGGAAUUUCCUUCACCUGAACGACUUAAGAAUAGGAUUAUUCUCUCUACAAAGCCGCCCAAAGAGUACCUUGAGUCAAAGCAUCAGAGAGACACAUCUCCAGCGGGAAAAGAUUCAUUUAGAGAGGACAUUUUGAAGAAGGAGAAAUGCGAAAUUGGUGCCGAGGAUCAUGACACUGAUGAACGGAGUGACAGCGAUCAAGAUGAUGAAGAAGGUGACACCUCCAAUGAUCAGCAAUCAUCCCAAACUGGAGCACCUAAGUACAAGAGUCUGAUAGCAGUUCACGCUGGGAAGGCAAAACACGGUUUGAAGCGUGCACUAAGAGAGGGAAGUAAUAAAGUCAAUCGACUAAGUUUGAGUGAACAAGAACUUGAAAGAGCUGCAGAAAAUUAUGGAACUGAUUUGAUUAGGUUCACACAAAAGAAUAUUCUAAGGGUUUACCCUAAGGGAACUAGAGUAACCUCCUCAAAUUUCAAGCCUAUGACUGGCUGGAUGCAUGGAGCUCAGAUGGUAGCAUUUAACAUGCAGGGAUAUGGGAAAUCUCUUUGGAUGAUGCACGGGAUGUUUAGGUCUAAUGGAAGCUGCGGUUAUGUGAAAAAACCUCGUUUUCUCAUGGAUAAAGGCCCACACAAUGAGGUAUUUGAUCCUAAAGCAAAAUUGCCAGUGAAGACGACUUUACAGGUCAGAGUAUAUAUGGGAGAUGGAUGGCGCUUGGAUUUCAGCCAUACACACUUCGAUACCUAUUCGCCACCAGACUUCUACACCAAGCUAUAUAUAGUUGGAGUACCUGCAGAUGUUCGUAAGAAAAAGACAAGGAUACUGGAGGAUGACUGGUGCCCGAUAUGGGAUGAAGAGUUUCAUUUCCCAUUGACAGUGCCAGAGCUGGCUUUGCUUAGAAUAGAAGUGCGAGAAUAUGACAUAUCGGAGAAGGAUGAUUUUGGUGGACAGACAUGUUUGCCUGUCUCAGAGUUAAGAACAGGGAUCCGAUCAGUCCCUCUCUAUGAUAAGAAGGGUCAAAAGAUGAAAUCCGUCAGGCUUCUCAUGCGAUUUCAAUUUGUGUGAACUGCAAAAGAAAAAAAAUAUUUUUUUCGUAGUAGGAAUAUUCUCUUGUACACACAUGUUUACAUCCUCGUGUAAUUCGCGCAUGGAGUAAUAUUGUUCGCGGUAUUAUAAGGAAGAGAAACAAAACUUCAGGAUGAAGUUAUGACAUUUGUUUGUACAAAUAACAGCUUUACUUCAAAAAGCAAUCAAAUCUUUUCUUGAUUA